Effrenium voratum is the source of this 744-nucleotide messenger RNA. The record is from the annotation of a GenBank genome assembly. Lineage: Eukaryota; Dinophyceae; Suessiales; Symbiodiniaceae.
AUGCCUGCGGUCUUGGUCGAACGCGGGAAAUCGUCGGCGGAGUCCUGGAAGACCUUCACGCCGCCGGUGGACCCUUCCCGGUGUCAGGCGAGGACUUGGAAUGCCGGCCGGGGGGGCCAAUGCUCUCUCAGGCCCUGCUCCGAGCAUCGGCUCUGCCAGACCCAUGAGCGUCAGCUCUGCUCUGCCAGGGGCCUCACGCACGGCUUCGUGACGGGGCCGAUCCCUGCGGAGAAGCUCUCAGAGUUCGAAGUCUUCGCCCUCAAGGACUGCAGCUCAGGGCUCAAGAGGGCUUCCGAGGCGAGCCCGGAGGCGAAGGAGAAGGCCAAGGCGAGACGCCUGCAGCUUUUGCGGUCCAUUGCCUUUGCGCAGUCUGGGGUGAAGCUGAAGGUCGGAAAACCAGAGGAGCCACGCCUGCAGCGCGCGAGAGGCUCUCCUCGCUUGCAGCCCAAGGAGCCGCGCUUGCAGCGUGUGAGGGGCUCUCCGCGCUUGCGGCGGGCGGGCGAAGCUUCCACAUCUAGCAGCAGCGAUAGCAGUAGCGACAGCGAGGACGCGGUGAAAGCGCCAACGCCGCAUUUGAAGGAACCCCCAGGCACGGAGCAAACCCAACCGCUGCUGGUUGCUCUGGAGAGCCUGCGGAGCACUGAUGCCUGGCCCUUUGCCAGGCUUUUCGGACGUUGCCCAGAAAUGAGGGGAACGUCCGAGAAAACGGCGGAGCACUUGCGCUUCCUGCGAGCCUUUUCGUAG